AUUCGCUAAGCAUGUGUCAUACGUAGAGCUCAUCAGUGAUAUGCUGCUCCACAGCCACACAGCAGGGGCAAGCACAGAGAGAGGUAUGGAGCAGGAAGAGAGGAGAAGGUUGUGGCCUGCAAGGGAGAGAGUGAGUAGAUGGGGAUAGGGUGGAGGAGAGAACGAAAUGAUAGAAGGUGGUGGGUUGAAGGAGAAGAGAGUGAGGAGACUAAAAUUAAACCUGACAAACAUUUUAAUGGCAGAAAUGGGCCUUCCAACAGUCACCUGUUCAUUCAUUUCACCACGUCCUUACGCCACUGACCAUCAAUGCACAUUCCCUAAAUUUUUUAUAAUUAGUCUGACUGUCUGGCUCUUAGCUGUCAAAAUUUAUGAAAUCUUAAUUUGUACAAAUAUUCCAGAAUUGGAUCUGUUAUGAUAUCUAUUGUCAACUAAGGAGCUACAGUAUUAUAAAUGAUGUACUAUUCUAGCUUCCAUAUCCAUAAGGAGAACACACACAGUCAAGACCACUGUAAAUCAGACCCCUUUUUUACUAAAUUAGGAUUCUACAGUUGCGGUAACCAAUGUAGUUAGUAGUUUGUAACAGAUGGCGUCUCAUCCACUGUAUUUGUGUUGUGUUUAAGUGCAUUUCAAUCACCCAACACAAAUGGGGGGUAGCUAAAUAAAUGCUGUGGCGGAUAUUGAUGAUGAUCACCCUUGUUAUUUUGCAAAGUGGAGGUCUUGGAUUCACGAUGAGCUGAGCACUUUUUACAAGCUCCCUCCAUAAAUCAUCCAGUUCACCAGUGGGCUACAUAAAUGCCAUUUUGUGGACAACGAAGGCCAUUAAGCAAAUAUUUCGUGUUUGCAGUAAACCCAAUAAAUCUAUGAAAGCGUCCCAGAAAUAGAAAGUUGGGAGAAUUUCUCUUUAAUGUUACAGAUUAAGAUUUCAUCAGGCCUAUCAGAGGCUGGCCCAUUUUUCAAGGCGGCAAGGCAGGCAGUGGGUGGGGUGUUUAUGUGUUUCAAAGUGGAUGUGUUCAUCUGUUUGUGUGAUUAUCUUUGUGUGUGAGAGAGGAUGUGUGUGUGUUUUGGUUUGUACUUUUGCCUGUGUGUUUAAGAAAAAAGUAGAUGUGUGUGCGUGCAUGUGAGUGUGUGUGUGUGUGUGUGUGUACCCCGUGUUCAGUAGUGAGGAAUAAUCCCAGCCAGUAGGAAACACCAGCUUGGCCAGGAUCCUUUUCUCCUCUCUCAUCCUGACAUCACCUGGGCUCCAUGAUGAAGCUCUCUGUCACCACCUCUGCCCCUCUCCAACUGCCCCCCCCCCCCCUCUCUCCUCUCCUCUCCCCUGCCUCCCCCUCUCCCCUUCCCCCUACCACCCCCUCUCUCCUCUCGUCUGCCUCCCCCUCUACCUCCUCCUCCACACUGCCAAGAAUGUGACGGCAGGAUGAAGACAGAGUCUUGUGCCCUAUUACUUUGACUGUGUGACUAUUCCACUGUUCUUUCUGUUAUUCACUGUAAGUGACCUAGAACACCUUAUAAUGGCACCACUCUAAGUACAGACCCACUGGGCACAGAAGUCAGUUCAAGGUCUAUUUGUAUUUACAUUUGGUUGAGUUCUCAACUAAUGUGAAUUCAACUUGAAAUCAACAAAACAAAUCACAGUGAAAUUGGACUUCCCUUACGUUGAUGACUUUCCACAUUGAUUCAACAAAUUAUUUUGUUGAAAUUACAUGGAAACAACGUUGAUUCAACCAGUUUUUGCCCCGUGGGGACCCUUGUUCUGUAGAUUCUAUAGCAGCCUUUGAGUUUGUAAGUGUGGUUAUAUAUGGCCCUACAUGUCCCUAAAUGUCCCUAUUACAGAAAAAAACGUUCCUCAAAUCAGCAUGGAGAAUACCCUGGCCUAGCCGACAGCAACGUCAAAACAGACUUAGUGAAGAGUGUAAACACACACACACACCCCACACAGACACACAUACACAUGCUGCCUCUUUCUCCAAUCCUAGCAGACCAAAAGGACCACCCCAGAACCCUCUUUUUCCUGAAGAAUGUCAUUGGUUCUCUAGACGACCAUCUUGCUUCCUAAUCUCACUGUGUUUGUGUGCUGGGUCACAGUGUGUCUCAGUGUGUCUCUGUGGGGGGCUAAUGUUAUUGUGUACGGUCUAUGCAGAGAGAAGGUUUCCUAAGCCUGUAGGGCAGGGAUCAUCAACUAGAUUCAGCCACGGGACGAUUUUUUCUUGAGCGGAUGGUCGGGGCUGGAACAUAAUUACAAAUCAUUUGUAGACUGCAAAUUGACGGCAAGAAGCCCAAACAGAUAUAAUAUUUGACUAAAAUAUAAUAAUUUCAAACCUUAUUUAUAUCUGUAUACUAUCACAUACAGUAUAUGUCGAUAUUAUGCGUGGUAAUACUUUCCCAAAAUGUAAAUCACUUGGAGCUGAUUUGCUGGUGUUUUUACAGUCUUUUAUAUCCAACAAUUAAAAUUACAAUUAUUAUUAUUUGCUCCGAAAACUGGGGUGGAUAAAAUCACACGCGGGCCAAAUUCGUCCCGCGGGCCGCCAGUUGAGGAACCCUGCUGUAGAGACUGUUAAGCUGUGAUCAGUUCACAACCAUAACAGACAGACUGACUCCUCUGCUGUUUGGCCUUAUCAGGACAAAACACAUGUGUUUCUGCAGGACAUCUAAAACCCACUCAGAGACACACAGAGGCACAAACACAUGCACACUGCUGCUUAAGCCCUCCCAAAAGCAGGCCUUUUCUCUCCCUCCAUCAGUCUCUCAGAAGAGCAGGAAGAUGGGGAGGACAAUAAGAACAUUAUUCAAAACAAGCCAAAACAUGGAGGCAGAGGACAGAAUGGGUGUUUAGCUUGUUUAAUGCACCGGAGUAGUGUUUGUGGAGUGACGAGAUAAUUAAGCCAUUUACACAAAGAAGAAGGAGGAGAAGACUUCUGCUCACUCCUCUUAUCUCUCUCUCCCUCUUUCUUUCCCCUCCCAGUUUUCAGGGGAGGUCCCAGAGAACCGGGUCAAUGUUGUGGUUGCCAACCUGACCGUGAUUGACCGGGACCAGCCGCACUCGCCCAACUGGAAUGCUGUGUACAGGAUAAUCAGCGGAGACCCAAUAGGUCACUUCACCAUCAUCACCGACCCACACACCAACGACGGCAUGGUUACCGUCGAGAAGGUAAGGCCCUGUGAGCAAUCAAAAACAAUGGUACAUGCUCUCAGACAGAAAAUGCUGUGGAGAGUUUUGUCUAUAGCAGAUUAGUUCAAAGCUGUGCCACAGAGAUUUACAUGUAGGAAAGUAACAGAAAAAAGCACCCAAUUGUGUUUGACCUUUGCUCUGAAAAACAUUUCAUAUUGAAUGGGCAGGUAGUGCUAAAAUAGUGAAGAAUUCAAAGUCAAUCAGCAACUAUGAAAGCUAGCGAAAAUCUGGUGAAAACUGAUAUUCUCCAGGUCUCACCUAGACCUACUUAUGAAAUCUAUUUCAAAAACACACUUCUUCACCAAGCCUACAGAAAGGUCAAGGUUGAGUGAGGACUGUUGUUGUCAGGUCUAUAGCGUAUGAUAUUUAUUUUAUUAACCAUAUGACAUGUCCUUGUGAUGUUGAUGUAGCACAUACAGUUAUCCCAUUAAUCUGUGUGUUGCAUGUCAGAUCUAUAAGUCAGUGUGUGUCCGCCCCAGGCUGUACUCUACAUAUAGGCUGAGGGGGGCAGCUAAGGACAAAACACAAUGGGAGCUUUGACUUUGAAACCCCCUAGCUAAAUCUAAAUGAGGGAUAGGGUAGCAGGCCGGCAGGUCCUUCACAAGCACAUGGGCGCGCACGUAUGCACAAACACUCACACACACACACACACACACACUGUGAACGCACAUACACACACUGUGAGUACACACACACACACACACACACACAGACACACAGACACACACACACGCACCCCCACUUAAAAAGAUGAGAGAGGUCUGUAAUUUUCAUCAUAGGUACACGUCAACUAUGACAGACAAAAUGAGAAAAAAAAUUCCAGAAAAUCACAUUGUAGGAUUUUUUAUGAAUUUAUUUGCAAAUUAUGGUGGAAAAUAAGUAUUUGGUCAAUAACAAAAGUUUCUCAAUACUUUGUUAUAUACCCUUUGUUGGCAAUGACACAGGUCAAACGUUUUCUGUAAGUCUUCACAAGGUUUUCACACACUGUUGCUGGUAUUUUGGCCCAUUCCUCCAUGCAGAUCUCCUCUAGAGCAGUGAUGUUUUGGGGCUGUCGCUGGGCAACACGGACUUUCAACUCCCUCCAAAGAUUUUCUAUGGGGUUGAGAUCUGGAGACUGGCUAGGCCACUCCAGGACCUUGAAAUGCUUCUUACGAAGCCACUCCUUCGUUGCCCGGGCGGUGUGUUUGGGAUCAUUGUCAUGCUGAAACACCCAGCCACGUUUCAUCUUCAAUGCCCUUGCUGAUGGAAGGAGGUUUUCACUCAAAAUCUCACGAUACAUGGCCCCAUUCAUUCUUUCCUUUACACAGAUCAGUCGUCCUGGUCCCUUUGCAGAAAAACAGCCCCAAAGCAUGAUGUUUCCACCCCCAUGCUUCACAGUAGGUAUGGUGUUCUUUGGGUGCAACUCAGCAUUCUUUGUCCUCCAAACAUGACGAGUAGAGUUUUUACCAAAAAGUUCUAUUUUGGUUUCAUCUGACCAUAUGACAUUCUCCCAAUCUCUUCUGGAUCAUCCAAAUGCACUCUAGCAAACUUUGUUACUUUGGUCCCAGCUCUCUGCAGGUCAUUCAUUAGGUCCCCCCGUGUGGUUCUGGGAUUUUUGCUCACCGUUCUUGUGAUCAUUUUGACCCCACGGGGUGAGAUCUUGCGUGGAGCCCCAGAUCGAGGGAGAUUAUCAGUGGUCUUGUAUGUCUUCCAUUUCCUAAUAAUUGCUCCCACAGUUGAUUUCUUCAAACCAAGCUGCUUACCUAUUGCAGAUUCAGUCUUCCCAGCCUGGUGCAGGUCUACAAUUUUGUUUCUGGUGUCCUUUGACAGCUCUUUGGUCUUGGCCAUAGUGGAGUUUGGAGUGUGACUGUUUGAGGUUGUGGACAGGUGUCUUUUAUACUGAUAACAAGUUCAAACAGGUGCCAUUAAUACAGGUAACAAGUGGAGGACAGAGGAGCCUCUUAAAAAAGAAGUUACAGGUCUGUGAGAGCCAGAAAUCUUGCUUGUUUGUAGGUGACCAAAUACUUAUUUUCCACCAUAAUUUGCAAAUAAAUUCAUAAAAAAUCCUACAAUGUGAUUUUUUGGAUUUUUUUUUCUCAGUUUGUCUGUCAUAGUUGACCUGUACCUAUGAUGAAAAUUACAGACCUCUCUCAUCUUUUUAAGUGGGAGAACUUGCACAAUUGGUGGCUGACUAAAUACUUUUUUCCCCCACUGUAUAUAAUGGCUACUAAGACCAUUGCAGCAAAUUAGAUAUUGAUUUCUCAAUUACAAUCGCAGUGGUGUUUAUGCACUUAUAAUGUUCUAGUUACUGUGGUGGAUGGAUACAACAACACAGCCGUGUCUUGUAAUCCUAUCCGAUUACAGUUUUAGGAACAGCUGUGUGUGUGUGUGUGAGUGUGAGAGUGUGUGUGUGCCUGUGUGUGUGUGUGUGUGUGUGUGUGUGUGUGUGUGUGUGUGUGUGUGUGUGUGUGUGUGUGUGUGUGUGUACAGGUAUAUAUAGCGUGCAUAUUUGACUAGUUUAUUGAUGAGCUGCCGUUGCCGAGCCAGUUGUAUUCCUCUGUCUGCUCCUCUGUCUGUGUGACUCUUAGAAUUUAGGAAUGGCAUUAACACCUCUCUAUUUCUCUCAGCACCUCAAGCAUUGGCAUUUUGCUUCUCUUUAUUGUCUCUAGAUGACUGGCUUUUACACUGAAUAAAAAUGCAACAUGUAAAGUGUUGGUCCCAUGUUUCAUGAGCUGAACUAAAAGAUCCCAGAAAUAUUCCAUACACACAAAAAGUUUAUUUCUCUCAAACUGUGGGCACAAAUUUGUUUAGUUAGUGAGCAUUUCUCAUUUGCCAAGAUAAUCCAUCAACCUGACAGGUGUGGCAUAUCAAGAAGCUGAUUUAACAGCAUGAUCAUUACACAGGUGCAUCUUGUGCUGGGGACAAUAAAAGGCAACUCUACAAUGUGCAGUUUUGUCACACAAUGCCACAGAUGACUCAAGUUUUGAGGGAGCGUGCAAUUGGCAUGCUGACUGCAAGAAUGUCCACCAGGGCUUUUGCAAGAGAAUUGAAUGUUAAUUUCUCUACCAUAAGCUGCCUCCGGUGAGGCCGGUUGGCAGUACGUCCAACCGGCCUCACAAUCGCAGACCAUGUGUAACCACGCCAGCCCAGGACCUCCACAUCCGGCUUCUUCACCUGCGCGAUCGUUUGAGGCCAGCCACCCGGUCAGCUGAUGAAACUGUGGGUUUGGACAACCAAAUAAUUUCUGCAGAAACUGUCUCAGGGAAGCUCAUCUGCAUGCUUGUCGUCCUCACCAGCGUCUUGACCUGACUGCAGUUCGGCAUCGUAACCGAUUACAGUGGGCAAAUGCUCACCUUCGAUGGCCACUGGCAUGCUGGAGAAGUGUGCUCUUCACGGAUGAAUCCCGGUAUGGUGUCGUGUGGGUGAGCUGUUUGCUGAUGUCAACGUUGUGAACAGAGUGCCCCAUGGUGGCGGUGGGGUUAUGGUAUGGGCAGGCAUAAGCUACAGUCAACGAACACAAUUGCAUUUUAUCGAUGGCAAUUUCAAUGCACAGAGAUACCGUGACGAGAUACUGAGGCCCAUUGUUGUGCCAUUCAUCCGCCGCCAUCACCUCAUGUUUCAGCAUGAUAAUUGCAAGGAUCUGUACACAAUUCCUGGAAGCUGAACAUGUCUCAGUUCUUCCUUGGUCAGCAUACUCACCAGAUGUCACCCAUUGAGCAUGUUUGGGAUGCUCUGGAUCAACGUGUACGACAGCGUGUUCCAGUUGCCGCCAAUAUCCAGCAACUUAACACAGCCAUUGAAGAGCUGUGGUACAACAUUCCACAGGCCACAAUCAUCAGCCUGAUCAACUAUAUGCGAAGAAGAUGUGUCGUGCUGCAUGAGGCAAAUGGUGGUCACACCAGAUACUGACUGGUUUUCUGAUCCACGGCCCUACCUUUCUUUUAAGGUAUCUGUGACCAACAGAUGCAUAUCUGUAUUCCCAGUCAUGUGAAAUCCAUAGAUUAGAGCCUAAUGUAUUUAUUUCAAUUGACUGAUGUUCUUAUAUGAACGGUAACUCAGUAAAAUCGUUGAAAUUGUUGCACGUUGCGUUUAUAUUUUUGUUCAGUGUAGAGUCCUUUUCCUCUAUACUCACUCCCUGAUGUAGAAUUGAGCAGGCAGGCGGGCGGGCAGCCGUAAGCUGCCAUAGCAACCCCAGGGAGGUUAUCAGGAAAUCAUAAAUUAAGAGCCAGGAGCAGCGCGAGGAAUAGACAGUCUCAUCAAGUAAACAGGAAGGCUUUGAGUCUCUCUGGGGAGCGGAGCUGGAAUAGCUACCGAUUCUAAUCGGUUUCACAUCAGACAACCUGGAACGCAUAGGUAGCAGGGAAACAUCACAGAGCCACAUUUGAAUUCUUGUGGUAUGUGUUUACUGAGGAGGCCUCUCUGGCUGCUAGUGGAGGCACAUCAGCAGAAUACACUGACAUCUCUCACAUGUUUACUGAGAUGGCCCACCAGGGACCAUCACUGCUCUGUAAACAAGGACUGAGGUUUUAACCUGCACAUGUCACACGUGUAGAGAACUCUCUGGGGAACCAAUAAGAACAUAAGAAAUCUUGGAUUAAAACAGAGGCACCACACAAACACAUACAGACAAACAUACACACACAUGCACCUGUAUGCACACACACAAACACUAGUUUGCCUUUAAUAAGUAAUUAGGAUAUGUAAAUUCAAGAAGCUUGUGAUGAACACAGGAAAUGAUAGGGGCGACUACACACCAGAGACAAGAAAGGAGAGGAGAGGGAAGGAGGAAGUGAGGAGUAGAUGAGAGAGUUGCCGAUGAGGAGAGGAGGCAGGGUAUAUUAUAUUAGGAGGAGGAGAGGGAGGGAGGGAGGGAGGGAGGGAAGGAAGGGGGAGGGAGGUGAGGAGAAGGGGGAGCAGGGGAAGGGAAGCGCUAGGAGGAGAGGGGAUGAAGAGCAGAGUUAGGAAGGAGAAGAGGAAAGAGAGGGAUGGAGGGGGUGGGGGAGAUGUAGUGAGUGAUGGAUCACAGGAAGGAGGUGGAGGCCAGGUUAUUGACCUUUAACCCCCUCGCUCUGCUCUCCUCCCAUAUGGUGUGUGUGUAUGUUAGAGAGCCUGCAGGUACACCAGACCUCCCUGUGCACUGAAUACCACUGGCUAUGGAUCAAAGAGUUCCGAUUACUCCCACUGGUUCACUCCACACAGACACACACACACAUAGACAGAAGGGCACAUCAACACCAGCCACCUCUUCUUAUUAACAUUACACACACAUACCCCACCAUGGCAUCUGUCAGAUGAAAUCCCCUCGUCACCCUGGAUGCUUGAUUAUGAAUGCUUUUUAUAUCUCCGCCCGUCGUGUCCGUUAGCUGCUAACACUAAGGCGAGGCAACACACAGAUGUGCUCCAAAUCAUUACUGUCACCAUCAAACACAGCAGACACCAGCCCCUGGGCGCUAAUCAUCAACCGGGUAGCUAACUGUAAUCAGACCGAGCAUCACGCUACACCCAACAUAUUUGUUUGUGUAUUUCUGGUUAUUUGAACCCGUGUUUGUGUUGUCUUCAUUAAGCCAGCCCAGAGCUUUCGCUCGGUUUUAGGGUCACAGGGCAGAUCGCCCGUGUAGGUGGCUGGAGCUAGCCGACACACACAUACACACAUACACACACACACACAUACACACAUGCACACAGUGAGGGGAGUUUACCCAGCGUGAACUGAACAGGGAGUGCCAGCCACGACAGCAGCCAGUCCAUGAAUUUUUUAAGGCCUGCCUAACCCACUCAGUGUUAGCAGGGUAACUACAGGUAGGGGUGCAGAAGUCCCUCUAAGUUUAACGGUAACGCUGUUCCAAUUCAUCCUGGCUAUCGCGGAGCUAGCGCUGCUCAGCACCAGGACUCAGCUCUCUCUCUCUCUCUCUCUCUCUCCUCUCUCUCUCUCUCUCUCUCUCUGUGUGUGUUUAACGUCUGCAGGUGGAGGAUAGAGGCACUGAGGAACAGGAGGAGAAUGUUUAAGUGUUCUGGGGAUGGGUGGGGGUACAUAGCACCGUGUGUUUCAUCCCUCUGUUGUUAUUUCUCUCCCGUAUAUAUUUCUUCUCACCAUAGUGCAGGGUUUGUUUCUUUCUUCCUCUGCUUUUCCUUCUUUCCCUGCUUUCCUUCCUUCACCUCCCCUCUUUGGCUAGCUAGCCGCCUCACAUCCUCACUACACCACACACUCACAUCACACGUGGGGAGUUUACCCAGGUCUAACAGGUGCCCCACGACAGCAUCCUCAUGAUUUUUAAGGCCUGCUAACCCAUCAUGUAAGGGUAACUACAGGUAGGGGGCAGACCCUCAAGUUACGUAACGCUGUUCAAUUCUCCGGCACGCGGAUAUCGUGCUCAGCUACGGAAGCUCUCCUCUCUCUCUUCUCUCUCUUCUCUGUGCUUCUCGCUGGGAAGUCCUAUGGCUUUAAGUUCUCGAGGGGAUCUGGUCCUCAGGUCAGGGAGAUUUACGUUCGGUCGGUAUCCGCUUCUCUCCUUUUCUUUCUCUCGAUGAUUUUCUACCAUAGUCGUUUGUUUCUCAUUCUUCUUCCUUGCUUCCCUCUUUCUUCCUCUUUUGUUUCUGUAUUCUUUCUUUCUCUCUCUUCCCUCUCUAUCUCCUUCUUCUCUCUCUUCCCUUCUGCCUUAUCAUUUAUCAUGUCUUUUUUUGGUAUCUUUCUUCUUUUCCCUAACAGCUUCGCCUUUUUCUCCUUUUCUCUAUUAGACUUCUUCUGUGUCACUCGUGUGAUUGCUAUUACCAUUUGAUGGAGUAUGAGAUGACUAAUUGUAACCUAAUUAUCUCCCCUCCCUCUCUAUCUCCAGCGGUGGACGUUGAGCAAAAAAACGGCCGGCAUGCGACAGUGGUGGUCAACAACCAGGCCCAGCUGGCCAGUGGGAUCCAGUCGUCCCUCCAGUCCACAUCUGGGGUCACCAUCUCC
Coregonus sp. 'balchen' is the source of this 10094-nucleotide messenger RNA. The record is from the annotation of a GenBank genome assembly. NCBI's taxonomy places the organism in Eukaryota, Metazoa, Chordata, Actinopteri, Salmoniformes, Salmonidae.